Lasiodiplodia theobromae is the source of this 414-nucleotide messenger RNA. RefSeq lists its product as uncharacterized. The transcript has 2 exons. Lineage: Eukaryota; Fungi; Ascomycota; Dothideomycetes; Botryosphaeriales; Botryosphaeriaceae. The record is from RefSeq and is a predicted model, not a curated record. Bases 1 to 414 code for a protein of 137 amino acids.
AUGUUCGAGGGCCGACAUGCAGCAGACAGAUACCGGCUGCGCCUGCACCGCGCGCGCUCCGUCAUCCUGACGCCCGACGAGCUCGUUGAGAUCCGGGCGGCGCAGCGAACCUUCGAGGGCGCCUACAUCCGCACCGCGCUCGGCCAGUUUUCAUUUGCGCUGGUGGUGCUGAAGAUCUUCACCGCCGAGUUCUACUCCAUCGGUGCGUUGUUCGCCGUGUACGGGGCCGGGGUGCUGUUCACCAGCCUGCUCCGGCGGCAGCACGGCAACAAGCAGUUCUUCAGCGAGGUGGGCGAGGACGGCCUGCACCGCAAGAAGUUCAGGACCAGCGGCAACGUCGUUUCAGUGCUGACGGCGCUAUCAGUGGCGGCGUACGCGUCGCUGCUGGUCCUGACACUGAAGCUAUCGACAUGA